This is a messenger RNA of Coffea eugenioides, 1298 nucleotides long. Its product is annotated as isoflavone reductase homolog PCBER-like. The transcript is spliced from 5 exons. The coding region runs from base 119 to 1060 and encodes 313 amino acids. Gene Ontology annotation, molecular function: oxidoreductase activity. The record is from RefSeq and is a predicted model, not a curated record. NCBI's taxonomy places the organism in Eukaryota, Viridiplantae, Streptophyta, Magnoliopsida, Gentianales, Rubiaceae.
CCUCUAUAAAUUAACCGUGCACGAAGCUGCAGCCAAGCACAUUUCUGCAUCCGUUCAACUCAUCAAUUCACGGUUUCCACCCAAUUUGCAACAGUAGUCUACUAUCCUAGAGCUGGAAAUGGAUGUGAAAAGCAAGAUUUUGAUCAUUGGGGGCACUGGAAACAUCGGGAAAUAUUUAGUGGAAGCGAGUGCAAAGGCAGGGCACCCAACGUUUGCAUUGGUCCGAGAAAGCACAAUAUCAGAUCCUAAAAGGGCAGUUAUCAUAGAGAGUUUCAAGAGUUUGGGAGUCAUAUUUCUUCAUGGAGACCUACACAAUCAUCAGCAGUUGGUAAAUGCAAUCAAACAAGUUGACAUAGUGAUCUCUGCAGUCGGGGGAGAUUUGGUAGCUCAUCAAGUUAAGAUUAUUGAAGCAAUUAAAGAAACUGGAAACAUCAAAAGAUUUUUACCUUCUGAAUUUGGGGUUGAUGUGGAUCGUGCGCAUGCUGUUGAGCCAGCUGCUAGCUUAAACAGGACCAAGGUUGAGAUCCGCAGAGCUAUUGAGGCAGAAGGGAUACCUUACACUUAUUUAGUAUCUAACGGAUUUGCUGGUUACUUGAAUUAUAUCCUCAACAACUUUGGAGACUCUUUCUCUGCAAGUCCUCCCAGAGACAAAAUUGUCAUUCUUGGCGAUGGAAAUCCAAAAGUUGUUUUCACCAAGGAAGAAGACAUUGCUGCAUACACCAUCAAAGCAGCAGAUGACCCAAGGACUCUGAACAAGAGUGUGUACAUUACACCCCCUGCCAACACCUUGUCCUACAACGAAAUAGUAUCAUUGUGGGAAAAGAAAAUUGGCAAGACCCUCGAAAAGAUCUACGUUCCAGGGGACGAAGUUCUUAAGAAAAUUCAAGAGGCUUCAAUGCCAUUAAAAUUGCUCCUGUCUUUGGCAUACACAUUUUUCGUGAAGGGAGAAAUAGCCAACUUUGAGAUCAAGGCUUCUUUUGGCAUGGAGGCAACGGAGCUCUAUCCUGAUGUUAAAUACACCACACUUGAUGAGUACCUCAUCCAGUUUGUAUCAAAUUAGCUUAGAUGCUUUCAGAUUAGCUCUACCAGAUUUUUGCAGCAGUUUCUUGUGUACUACUAGAUUUUGUUCUUCUUCCAGAUGAGGAUUGUCAUGAAUGUGAUCGAAAUAAAAUCUGUCCUUGAUUUGUAUCCUGUCUUUGCGUCAAUAGCGUCAAUAUAGAAAUGAACAUGCUCCUCUACCUCGAGUUGAAGACUAUUGUCUAAUACAAUGUUGGGAACAAAACAAGAUUCCUUCUUCA